Messenger RNA from Gekko japonicus, 1350 nucleotides. RefSeq lists its product as uncharacterized. Gene Ontology annotation, biological process: negative regulation of DNA-templated transcription. The coding region runs from base 131 to 574 and encodes 147 amino acids. The transcript is spliced from 3 exons. The record is from RefSeq and is a predicted model, not a curated record. Lineage: Eukaryota; Metazoa; Chordata; Lepidosauria; Squamata; Gekkonidae.
UUCAGCGCCCGCCGAAAUUCGGAUCUUCACUGACGGAAGCUUCCCCGCUGGCUUUGCCUUGAAGCUGUACUGCCGGACCCAGCCAGAACCACCCCGGGACUCGGGAACGAAGCCAGCCGCCAAGAAGAGAAUGGGGGAUAAGCCUUAUCGGGACUGCUCCGUCUCUUUGCUGCGGCUCCAUUCCACAGACUCUCCCCACCGCCUAGGUUUGACUCAGUCCAACGCCUCCCAUCCACUCGGCAGCUCCUAUGCCCGCGGCAACGUCAAAGACUGUGGUGCCAAAGCGGGACAGCGGAGAGCCCUGGAGGUCAAGGCGGGAGACCCCUCGCCCCCGGCCAAGAGCUUUGACCCCUCCUGGCGGGCCCGCUUCCUCAUGGACUUCGACACCGUCACCGGCCAGCUGGUGUGCAUGGUCUGUGAGAACGCCUUGCGCCAAGUGUGCCUGGCCACCGUCAAGCAGCACAUCCUCCAGUGCCACGCCGAGACCCUCCACUUGCCCCGCGAGGUCCGCCGCACCAUCCGGGAGGUCUGGGAGUCCCGGGGACACUCCCCCACUCCGCCCCUGCAGAAAUGAAGGGCCGACUGGACUCUUUCCUAACCCGCUGGCCUCUGGGAUUGUGGGGAAAAUGAAUGAUCUAUCCUGCAUAGCGCAGUCUGAGGCUGGAGGAGAAGGCGACGGCAUCCAUUGUCGAACUGGGCCUGUAACCCUUUGGGGUGUCUGUGCAGUUGUCGGAUUACCUGUAUGUAGGUUUCCAGAUCCGUUCUGUCUCUCUCUCUCUCUCUCUCCCUGUCUCAAUCGUUGCAAAAUUGUAAGAUGGGGCAGCAGUAGUGGUUUCCCCUACCCCCUAUCUUCUCACCCGCCGAUCUCCCCCUCUUUCUGCUCCUGCCCUCCUCGAGUCCAGCAGGCAGGGCAAGUCCCACAGAGCAGAGAAGCCGGAGCUGCCCUCGUCACCCGCAUGGAGGCGAAUUUAAAACCUCGGAUGAAUUCUUCGGACCGCACCGCAACCCCCUUCUCGCUCUGACCCUGGGAAACUGUGCUUCUGUGUCUCCCCACGAAGAAAUCGGGGGGAGGAGGGGGCAGCGCCGGUUAGGAGUGGCCUUUCGAACCGACAAUUGUAACCAGUCGGUUCCGCAAACGCGCAGCAGGGGGGCCAGCCAGUGGUUCCCCAUUUCCUGCAUCAAGCAAUAACCAGCCUCUUGCAUUCGCAAUAAUCUCUCUCCCAGUUUGCCUCCCGCCCGCCCCCAACAUUCCCCUGACCCCAGAGCUAGCGCCGCGCAUCAAUUUGUAGCUGUGACUGGGCACCCUGUCUCGUGCCCGACUGUGACCUUUUCUUUUGUAGACUGUUUCAC